AUGACAACAGAUCCCAUAUUAGCAACAACAACCGCUACAGCGAUGACAUCCACCACAACGGUGACAUCCCCUCCAUUAGCUACGACAUCAGAAGCACCAAUAAUUCCAACAAGUUCAACUCAACAGAGUGGAACGGGUCUUGGUAGAGCAGCAACUGCUGGUCUUGCUUGUGGAAUUAUUUUUUCUGUUCUGAUAUUUACUGGUGAAAUUAUCUUCUUUAAAUUCUUCUAUUCCGAAAGUACCAGUAAUGGUCAUGAUCGAUCAGUUGCUUAUCGAACGUAG
Molecule: messenger RNA, 282 nt
Organism: Rotaria sordida
Lineage: Eukaryota; Metazoa; Rotifera; Eurotatoria; Philodinida; Philodinidae
Source: the annotation of a GenBank genome assembly